Molecule: messenger RNA, 1107 nt
Organism: Metschnikowia bicuspidata var. bicuspidata NRRL YB-4993
Lineage: Eukaryota; Fungi; Ascomycota; Pichiomycetes; Serinales; Metschnikowiaceae
Gene: MSW1
Product: tryptophan--tRNA ligase
Exons: 1
Coding region: 1-1107 (368 amino acids)
Biological process (GO): mitochondrial tryptophanyl-tRNA aminoacylation
Cellular component (GO): mitochondrial matrix; mitochondrion
Molecular function (GO): ATP binding; tryptophan-tRNA ligase activity
Source: RefSeq, a predicted model, not a curated record
AUGUCGCCGCAAACAGUGAGUUAUAUCAGAAGUCUCUCGUCCGUGGCAACGCUUGAUAAGUUGUCGGCCUUCCCACGUGGCUCUAGAAUUUUCUCUUUGAUACAACCAACUGGCGCCGUUCAUCUAGGAAAUUACCUAGGUGCGCUCCGGAACUGGAAGCAGAUUUCAACAGAAGCGCCUGAGGAUACACAGUGUAUAUUUGGGACGGCCGAUCUUCAUUCAGUCACGCAACUUCCUUCAUCAGCAGCGUUGCAUGAAAACCGAUAUGGGGCUGUUGCAAACAUUUUGCUGGCUGGAAUAGACCCAAAGCGUUGUAUUCUCUUCCAUCAAUCAAGCGUUCCUGAACAUGCAGAGUUGUAUUGGAUCUUCACAUGUCUCACUAGUAUGGGAUCUCUCAACAGGAUGACGCAGUGGAAGCUGAAGCUGAAACUAGAGGACGACGCAGAUAUAUACAGCGAACGAGCCAUGGGAGCCACCAAGGCCGGACUUCUCUUAUACCCUGUGCUCCAGGCCGCUGACAUCAUGAUUUACAAUGCAACUCAUGUGCCAGUGGGAGAGGACCAGUCUCAGCACUUGGAGCUUUCGCGAGACAUAGCAUCGACUUUCAAUCACAAAUAUGGCAAGUUCUUCACCUUGCCACAAACAAUAUUGACACCUACAAAGAAAAUAGGUGCUUUACGUGAUCCUACCAAGAAAAUGUCCAAGUCGGACGCCAACCAGAGCUCAUCUGUCUUCAUCAAUGACGACGCCGAUACUAUUGCUAAGAAAUUUCGUAGGGCGGUGACCGACUCCGUGCAAGGACCAGUUACAUUUGAUCCUCGGAACAGACCUGGCGUGUCUAACCUCGUAAAUAUCAUCUCUGGUUUGUUGAAUAAGACAGUGGACGAAACAGUGAAAGAAUUGGCUUGGGUCGGAAGCCACAAACAGUUGAAGGAUUAUGUCACAGAGCUUGUCGUGGAGGAGUUCAAAGAGACAAAGACUAUGUACGACAAUUUGAUGGCUGACAAGUCUUACAUAGACGCCGUGUGUGCAGAAGGCACAACAAAAGCCAGGGAAAUAGCACUGGUGAACAUAAAAGAGAUUAAGAGAUUGGUAGGGCUUUUGUAG